This is a messenger RNA of Thlaspi arvense, 1392 nucleotides long. NCBI's taxonomy places the organism in Eukaryota, Viridiplantae, Streptophyta, Magnoliopsida, Brassicales, Brassicaceae. The record is from the annotation of a GenBank genome assembly.
AUGGCGAUCUGCUUCAUUCUCUAUGCCUUCCUCACAUUACUCUUCGCCGUAUCACUGACUUUAUCUCUCUCGGUGAUCAACGCGAGAAAGCGCAGGAAAAGGGCGGUCGGAUUCUUCCAUCCGUACACGAACGACGGCGGCGGCGGCGAGAGAGUGCUCUGGUGCGCAGUUAAAGCCAUCCAAGAGGAGACUCCCGAUCUUGACUGUGUCGUCUUCACCGGUGAUCAUGACUCUUCUUCUGACAGCUUGGCUCGCCGCGCCGUCGAUCGAUUCGGUGUCCAUCUUCUAUUCCCUCCCAAGGUGAUUCAUCUCAACAAAAGGAAAUGGAUUGAAGAGAGCACUUACCCACAUUUCACAAUGAUAGGUCAGAGUCUUGGCUCGGUUUAUCUAGCGUGGGAAGCCUUGCGCAAGUUCACUCCUUUGUAUUUCCUUGACACCAGUGGAUAUGCUUUCACGUAUCCUCUUGCUCGCCUCUUUGGUUGCAAAGUUGUCUGCUACACUCAUUACCCAACCAUCAGUUUGGAUAUGAUUUCUCGUGUCCGUCAAAGAAACUCCAUGUAUAACAACGACGCUUCAAUCGCUAAGAGCAAUUGGCUAUCGACAUGUAAAAUAGUCUACUACAGAGCUUUUAGCUGGUUGUAUGGGAUGUUUGGCUCGUGCACUCAUCUAGCUAUGGUCAACUCUUCGUGGACAAAGUCCCAUAUCGAAGUGCUUUGGAGAAUUCCUGAACGUAUUAAACGGGUCUACCCACCUUGUGAUACCUCAGGACUUCAGGCACUUCCUCUUGAAAGAUCAUCAGAUCCUCCGAUUUUCAUAUCUGUCGCUCAAUUUCGUCCUGAGAAGGCUCAUAUGCUUCAGCUCGAGGCCUUUUCACUAGCCUUGGAGAAGUUAGAUGCGGACGUACCUCGGCCCAAACUCCAGUUUGUGGGAAGUUGUAGAAACGAAUCAGAUGAAGAACGGCUGCAGAAACUGAAAGACAGAGCAGUUGAGCUAAAAGUGGACGGGGACGUGGAGUUCUACAAAAACGCCAUGUACAGGGAACUAGUGGCACUGCUUGGAAAUGCAGUUGCAGGAAUGCAUGGGAUGAUAGAUGAACACUUUGGGAUCAGUGUUGUUGAGUACAUGGCUGCUGGUGCGAUCCCAAUAGCUCACAACUCGGCUGGACCCAAAAUGGACAUUGUGCUGGAAGAAGACGGACGAAGAACCGGGUUUCUUGCUGAGACGGUGGAGGAAUACGCUGAAGCCAUCCUUGAGAUAGUGAAGAUGAAAGAAACAGAGAGGCUUAAGAUGGCUGAAUCUGCUAGAAAACGAGCCACGAGGUUCUCUGAGCAACGGUUUUGUGAGGACUUCAAAACUGCGAUUCGACCCGUUUUCACUGGUGCUCUCAAAUGA